AAGCUGCUGGAGCAUCUUCCCUCAUCUGUUCCCUCAUCUGUUCCCCAGCGACCAGCUCCUGCUCCAGGGAACCAUACCGAGGCAGAGCCGGGGCAGACAUGGGCUGCAGGCGGGGAGGGAGCCUCCAUCCGUUGCUGAGUUAGCUCCUGACUCGUCCUUUGUGUUAUAGAUCCGGCAGCACCGCGCACAGACCCGCACCAUGGCCAAACAGUACGAUGUGCUCUUCCGACUCCUGCUGCUCGGAGACUCCGGGGUCGGGAAAACAUGUUUGUUGUGCAGAUUCACGGACAACGAGUUUCACCCGUCUCACAUCUCCACCAUCGGCGUCGACUUCAAAAUGAAGACACUGCUAAUAGAUGGUAUCAAAGUGCGGACACAGAUAUGGGACACUGCGGGUCAGGAGAGAUACCAGACCAUCACCAAGCAGUACUACAGACGAGCACAGGGGAUCUUCCUGGUGUACGACAUCACGAGUGAGCGAUCCUUCCAGCACAUCAUGAAAUGGGCCAGUGACGUGGACGAGUACGCUCCUGAGAAGGUCCAGAAGAUCCUCGUGGCCAACAAGUCGGACGAGGUGGACAAACGGCAGGUGGCCACGGAGCAAGGCAUCAAGUUGGCCAAGGCUUACGGAAUGGACUUCUUCGAGACAAGUGCCUUCACCAACCACAACAUAGCAGAGUCUUUCACCAGAUUGGCUGAGCAGGUGCUGGCGGCCAAUAAAAAGGACCUGGAUCUUCUCCGGAUGUCGGAUAAUGACGAGCUGGACCUUACGGCUCUGGAGGAGAAGGAGGGACUCUGCGGCGGCGAGGUGGACGACCAACGCAAAGGCUGCUGGUGUUAGAGUGACCGUGUGGACAGCCUGAUUGUUUUUGUUUUGUUUUUUUGGGUUGAAUAUACGUCAUCGCCACACACUUUGGAAACUCCUGGAAAAAAAUGUCCUUUGGUAAUUUAGCUUCUGUAGGUUUCCCUCUGUUUGCCGCUGCGUCAGGUUCAAGGAUAAAAACAUUUUUGCCGAAUGGUGCCAAGUGUGUGGUGAAUCAACCAAGUGAAGGUCCACAUGUCCAGGUUUCCACUCGGUGGCUCCGAAACUUUUGUUUUGCUCAAAAGCACCAGUUCCUGCUCAGUUCUGUUCAGCGUAUCUUUGAUGUAACCAAAUACAAUCUCUGUCCAGUAAAAAAAAAAAACAUACACAACGUCCUGAAGAGCUGCAAAACCAAGUCUUCAUCA
Messenger RNA from Pleuronectes platessa (European plaice), 1227 nucleotides. RefSeq names its product RAB15, member RAS oncogene family (gene rab15). The coding region runs from base 200 to 841 and encodes 213 amino acids. Lineage: Eukaryota; Metazoa; Chordata; Actinopteri; Pleuronectiformes; Pleuronectidae. Gene Ontology annotation, biological process: Rab protein signal transduction. Gene Ontology annotation, molecular function: GTP binding; GTPase activity. The transcript has 7 exons. The record is from RefSeq and is a predicted model, not a curated record.